CUUCACCAGUGAGAGGGAUCGGAUAACCACACACCAAGCAAUUCGAUCUCCAUAAGCCAAAGAAGGACGGAUGGCUAGCCAAGUCUCGGUCUCGAUCUCGACCUCGUCCCUACUGUUGCUCGCCUUCUUUCUCGUCACGCCACGGGCUCGCUCCGACCUCGUUCGAGACACCUGCAAGAAGUGCGCGGAGGUGGACUUCAAUUCCUGCGCGAGGUCCCUGGAGUCGGACCCGAGGAGCCGUGGGGCCGACCUCCGGGGGCUCGGGUUGGUCUCGUUCGACCUGCUGCGAGGCCAGCUGGCGAGCACCGGCGAGUACAUCCGACGGAUCAUGUCGCGGAAGUGGGACCCGUACACGAGGCGGUGCUUGUCGGACUGCAAGGAGAUGUACGGGGACUCGUCCUCGAGAAUGGAGGAUGUGAUCCCGGCGUACCGGGCGGGGCGUUACGCCGACGUGCAGACUUGGCUGAGUGGGGUGCUCACUUACGAGGACACGUGCGAGUCCCAAUUUUCGGAAAGGGGCAAGGUCUCGCCUCUGACGAAGCAAAACCGUGAUACUCUUCAAUUGGGUACGAUAGCGCUUUGUAUCGUCGAUUUUUGUCAAGACGGGAUCGUAACGAUGGAUCGAAACAAGGUUGUGGUCGAAUAAUUUGGGGGAGCCUCAAUUUCUUGAAGCUACUCGUCAUCAAUCGGGUUUCGACGCCAAAGAUUCAUACUUUUACUUCCUCCUUUGGUUUAAUUAAUGAUUUUACUAAUCUCGCGGAAUCGGGUAAUUUACGAAGUAAUCCUAUCAUGAUAUGCGAAAGCGACGGUAAGUAAGUAAAAUGCGA
Molecule: messenger RNA, 827 nt
Organism: Syzygium oleosum
Lineage: Eukaryota; Viridiplantae; Streptophyta; Magnoliopsida; Myrtales; Myrtaceae
Product: putative invertase inhibitor
Exons: 1
Coding region: 71-646 (191 amino acids)
Molecular function (GO): enzyme inhibitor activity
Source: RefSeq, a predicted model, not a curated record